GCAUUACUUGCGUUCGUGCGCUCCAACAAAGAUCAUUGAAAAAGAUUUUAUAUACGUGCUCCUUGCAGCUGGUCUUUUGGGUUUUCGGUGUUUUUUUGUUAGUUAUUUCUUUUCCAACGAAAAUAUUUUGGUUUUAUGAUACACUACAUUGAGAAACAAAUAGCAGAAAUGUGAGUGAGGGAAAGACAAUGAGCGUGGACCAAACGUUGCUGGCCGUGCGCACAGGGCAACUGUCGGCCGUCAAGCGCGCCAUGGCCCGGGGCGAGCUAGACCGCAGCCUGCGGGACCCGUACGGCGCGACGUGCCUGCACCUCGCCGCUCGCUCGGGCAACUUGGACCUGGUGAGGUUCCUAGUGGAGGAGGCAGGGCAUUCGACGAUAGCUACGGCCCAGAACGGUGCUCUCCCCAGCCACGACUCGGCCGCGGCCGGACAUCAGAGCUGCCUGGAUUACUUGUUGCGGUGGGGUUGCCCAGACCAAGCCAGGGAUCACAGUGGAGCCACGGUGUUACAUCUCAGCGCAAGGUUUGGCCACCUCAAUGUCCUUCGCUAUCUGGUGGAGGUCCGAGGCCUCAGCAUCAGGGAUAAAGACAAGAAAGGGGUCAGCGUCUUGCAUUAUGCCUCAGCCAAGGGGGAUCUAUCCUGCUUGAUGUACAUCCUCACUACUGUGCCUGACAUGGUGAACGAACGGACGGAGAGCGGUGCCACGCCAGCUUACUUCGCUGUCCAGAACGGUCACCUGUCCUGCCUGCAGCACCUUGUGACUGCAGCGGGCGCCAACGUGCACCUGCGGGCGAACGACGGCAUGCAGCCGAUCCACGCCGCAGCACAGACGGGACAACUGCACUGCCUCAUAUGGCUGGUACAAGACCAAGGCGUCUUGCCCAUGGAGCGAGACAAUGACGGCGCAACGCCUUUACAUUUUGCCGCCAGCCGGGGUCACGCGGGGGUCGUGCGCUGGCUCCUGGAUAACGGAGCUGUGUGUGAGAGGGACCACUUAGGCGGGACACCGCUGCAUGACGCUGCUGAACAUGGCCAAUUAGAGUGUGCUAAGAUCCUGGUGGAGCACGGCUGCGAUGUCAACUCCGAGGACAAAGAUUUCCUAGUGGCGUCGGACCUCGCCAAGAAAUGCGGCCACUUCCAUGUCGCCAAGUUCCUCCGAAGCAUUGAGAAAAGGACUGGUAAAGCAAAGGGCAAAGGUCAAAGUGGCCACACCCCUUCUGACCACGAGGCAGGCGUCUACGUCAAGCACAGUGUGUCGUCACCAACCAACACCUCCUCAUCUCUAUCCUCCUCUGCGCUAUCCGACCACGACAGCUUAUCCUCCGUGGGAACCAUUGAGAGGGAGUUUGUCGAUCCCCCCGGUCGUUAUCAGGUCAUCGAUUCCCCUGAACCCACCCCGGAUCCCCAGUACGUGCAGAUCUAUGAGAAACUGACAGAUGUGGGUCCAACAACGUUUCAGGUGAACGGCUUCCGGGCUACGCACAAAACUGCGGCUUCUCCUGAAGGCAGGGGAAGCAGGAAUGGGUCCGAAGGGCUGAGCAUUCCGAAGAAAGUGACGGAAGUUUGCAGUCAGGGAACUCAAACGGAAUGCCCGGAACCGCGGGUGGAAAAUGGCGCGGAAGAUGGCCUGGAAAAUGGGAAAAGCCAAUGGGAGUCAGAUCACAAAGGGGCGGCGACAACACCGCCCGUGGUUUCACCAAAGAAAAGUAUCCGCCGGCAGAGUGCCACGGAACAGUCGGUGAUAAGCUCCUCACGCAGGGAGGCGUGGAUAGAAACAAACCAUGCUGCUGUCGCUGGGCGACCACCUCGUGCACUCAAACCCUCCCCGGAUAAGAAGGCGCUGCGAUUCAGCACCACCGUGAUGGUAGAGGAGAUUGCGCAACAGGAGGAGGAGGAAAACCCAGUCAGCCCGACAAAACGGAAUGUACAGUUGAUCCCGUUGAACAUGUCCUCUGAGGCAAGACUGCAAUCCCCACCCCCUCGCAAGUCGUCUGACCUAGACGACGUCCCCUCCCCACCCUCCAUCACCAACUCUCCGCCUUCGUAUCUGCCAACAGUCAGGCCCAGCAGGCCCACCGCAAUUGUGAUCCCACCUCCACCGAUGAUGGCUUCCCCACCCACGAGUCUUCAAAACAGAGAGGACAAUCUUGACAAAUUGCGGGAGGUUUCCUCUCGUCUGUCUUUUAUCACAUCUGCUGUCCUCACCCCGCUGUCCCCUCCCCCACCUCCCCCACCCCAGCUCGCCAACGGUCUGCCCCAGCACAGUCCGACCACCAGUCUGUCACUCCAGUUGGCACCGAGUGUGCCCGGUCCCCCGUCGCCAAGUGAUCUAGCAAGUGUGGUACUGAAACCCAGCCCACAAAACUCCAGGCCAUCCUCAUCAAACUCCUCUAAGGGUGGCAAGCUGAAUGGCUUCGGCACAGAUUUGCUGGCAGAGAUACAAGCAGGGGCUCAGCUCAGGCAGGCACGGCAAAACCAAUCAAGGUUCCUCCGGAUUAACAAGGACCCCCCACCAAGAAGCCCCAGCCCCGUGAAUGACAAGGGUCCCAGGGUGUUCUACGCCGCGGAUUUCCUGGACAGCAUCCCGUUGGUGGAUGAGAGUGGGGCGGAGCUACCAGACUGGAGGAGGCGUUUCCUGGCCAAGAAGGAGGCCGACAGGGCCAACCAGCGGGCGGCAAUGGAGUACAGACAGCAAAAGCAACAAAGAGCCGAGGAGAGGAAGUAUCGAGACAUGCCUCCCUGGAAGGUGGAACUGCUUAAAAAGAAAGAAGCAAAGUACAUGGGUGUUAGCGACACGUCUUGGCAAAACGGCACAACAUCAUGAGAUGAGAGGCCUUCAAGUCUGACAGCAGAUACACCAAAUGGGUGGAAAUAUUGAACCGCUAGAAAUUGCAAGCCCUUGGGUUUGGGUAAAGUUGUAAGCACUUAAGAUUGAUGGAAAUUUCCCGGGCAGUACUUAACCAUAGGAAGCUGUACGUGUAAGUACCUCAGAUCGAUGGAAAUCCCACAGGAAGCAUCAAACCAUAGAAAAUUGGAAGCACUUACGAUUGAUGGAAAUUUCACAGGCUAGGCGGUAUUUAAGCACAGGAAGUUGUAUGUGUAAUUAGUACCUUUAGAUCGAUGAAAAUUCCACAGGAAGCAUAAAAACCAUAGAAAAUUGGAAGCACUUAGGAUUGAUGGAAAUU
Molecule: messenger RNA, 3186 nt
Organism: Patiria miniata (bat star)
Lineage: Eukaryota; Metazoa; Echinodermata; Asteroidea; Valvatida; Asterinidae
Product: espin-like
Exons: 10
Coding region: 189-2825 (878 amino acids)
Biological process (GO): actin filament bundle assembly
Cellular component (GO): cytoplasm
Molecular function (GO): actin filament binding
Source: RefSeq, a predicted model, not a curated record